Molecule: messenger RNA, 897 nt
Organism: Megachile rotundata (alfalfa leafcutting bee)
Lineage: Eukaryota; Metazoa; Arthropoda; Insecta; Hymenoptera; Megachilidae
Product: succinate dehydrogenase assembly factor 4, mitochondrial
Biological process (GO): mitochondrial respiratory chain complex II assembly
Cellular component (GO): mitochondrion
Source: RefSeq, a predicted model, not a curated record
CAUUAAAUUCAAAAAAUAAAAAUUAUAUAUAAUUAAUGAUUUAUUAUGAAAGAUGGAAAACGACCUUCUUUACACAAAAAUAUAUUUAUAUAUAUUGAUUUUCAGAAUUAAUUCAGUACUUUCACUUUAUUAGCUAUAUCAAAAUGAGAUAACGCAUAUAUUCAAGUGCAAAAUCUGGCUUCUCUGGGGAAAAUAGCAACCAAGGGUAACAGGUUCAUGCUUUCGGCAAUAACAUCCAUACAUUGAAAGGUAAUUCUAGGAACCACAUCAGAACGUAGGUUAACACGUUUGUAAAUAAAAGCUUAAUGAUGAUUAAGGUUAUGUUUACUCGAAACACUCUGGAGUUUAGUAAAUUGCUAAAAGCAAAUAAUAAUACUACAAAAUCUUCGAAUAAUCUUUUGUAUACAAAAUUUCAGGUAUUGUUUGCAAAGGAAAAUGAAACAACUGAAAGUCCAAGGAUGCGCGAAUUUAGAAAAAAGCUAAGGGAACGGACGCCUAUUGAGAAAUUAGAAGAAUUGGAAGAAGGAAAACAUCCUUAUCAAGAAAAAGAACCAUUGAAACCAUUUCCAAAUGAUACUAAUCCAGAAACAGGUGAGGUAGGAGGACCCCGUGGACCAGAACCAACUCGAUAUGGAGAUUGGGAAAGAAAAGGCAGAGUAACAGAUUUCUAGAUACAGAAAUUCUAGUCUUUGUAGAAAGAUAUGUAUAUAGUAUUUAAUAAUAUUGUAGAUAUAAAUAAAGAAUUAGAAUAAAAUAUUACAAUUUAGGAAAGAAUUAAAGAUUUAGUAUAAAAAUAAAAGCUUAUUAAAUAAUAUUGAAAUUGAAUAUUUAAUAUUUGAUCAAUUUAUUGGAAAUUAUGUACCAAUACAUACUGUAUUUGUAUUGUGUUUUGUUAAA